CACAAAUAAAUAAAUUACGAAGCGAUAGUAGGGGGGACUGGGGUGGCCGUCUCACGGAGAAAGAGAGAGUGCUUUGAGCUCUUGGAGUCACUGAAAUUUUUUGCCGGCGAAUCAGAAGCGAGAAAUAACUAUCGAAAGGCUGUUCAUAAGAAUCAUAACCAUGACUGACUAUGUACAGGAGCAGGCGAUGGAAAUUGAGGCCUUGGAAGCAAUACUUAUGGAUGAUUUCAAAGAAAUUCACUCUAGUGAGAGUGGUUUAGCUACUUCCAAUCGAUGCUUCCAAAUAACGUUAUCUCCACAGGAUGAUGAAGUAGACGAGCUGUCCUUUCCAGUUCAGUUGGCUUUGAUUUUCUCGCACACAGAAACAUAUCCAGAUGAGCCUCCACUUUUAAAUGUGAAAAGCUUACGUGGAAUACAAAUUGAAGAUCUUAGAAUUUUGAAGGAAAAGCUUCAACAAGAGGCGUGUGAAAACCUUGGCAUGGCUAUGAUUUACACACUAGUUGCAUCAGUUAAAGAGUGGAUUUCUGAACGAUUUUGUCAAGAUGCAAACAUUGAGAAUGCCAAUGCUGAAGAGGCUGCAAAAGAGGAUAUAAUUAUUCCUCAUGGAGAACCAGUUACUGUUAAUACCUUUCUGGCAUGGAGAGAGAGGUAUGAAGCAGAAUUGGCACUAGAACGAGCCAAGUUAAUGCCCGAGUCUGCCCUUACAGCUACUAAGGAAAAGAGGCUCACAGGAAGACAGUGGUUUGAAAGCGGAAGAGGUGUUGCGAAAGGCGCAGCUCCAGUUACUGAAGGAUCUGACGUGGAAGAUGAGGAAGAGAUUGACUUUGAUGAUGAUGAUUUUGAAGAUGAUGAAGAUAUGCUGGAGCACUACCUGGCUGAGAAAUCUGACUCAUCCUCUCAUUCUUCCAGGAGAGCUAACUAAGAAAUCAAUAUGGAGCACCAUUUGGGAUGGAUCAAUUUGUGUAAUUUUUAUCACAUGUAUUUUUGCCUUGUUUAUUUUGAAAGAGGGGGGGGG
Molecule: messenger RNA, 1015 nt
Organism: Carya illinoinensis
Lineage: Eukaryota; Viridiplantae; Streptophyta; Magnoliopsida; Fagales; Juglandaceae
Product: RWD domain-containing protein 1
Exons: 11
Coding region: 161-922 (253 amino acids)
Biological process (GO): cytoplasmic translation
Molecular function (GO): protein binding
Source: RefSeq, a predicted model, not a curated record